GCUCCCUUAUUACUUUCUGUUAUAAUUCUUUCUUUUUUUUAAAAAAAAAAAAAUCAAACUCUCUUGCAGAUCUCCUUCUAUAUCUAUGUACUUCUCAUUUGAUUUCUUGAAGAAAACUUAGAUCAACAGAGAGAGAAUGGAUGUUGUGGGUGAUCUUCUUCCAUUCUUGGCAAUGGUCCUUGUACAGUUUGGCUUUGCAGGGAUGAACAUCACUUCAAAGCUUGCAAUGGACUCCGGCAUGAAACCACUGGUUCUUGUCUCUUACCGGCAAAUUUUUGCCACCAUUGCAAUCCUCCCUUUUGCUUAUUUUUUCGAAUGGAAAACAAGACCCAAGCUUACCAAGACCCUGCUGUUGCAGAUUUUCAUAUGUUCCCUUACUGGGGUAACUGGAAACCAGGUUUUUUAUUUUAUUGGGUUAGAAAAUUCCACCCCAACAAUUGGUUGUGCACUGACUAAUAUUCUCCCUGCUGUUACUUUCAUUUUUGCAGUCCUUCUCAGGCAGGAAUCUGUUGGAAUCAAGAAGAUAUCAGGACAAGCUAAGCUGUUAGGGACAAUAAUAUGUGUAGGAGGUGCCAUGUUGUUGUCGUUUUACCAUGGAGCAAUCAUCAAUGUAGGUGAAUCCAGCAUUCACUGGAAAUAUGCUGAUGAAAUGGGAAGCAACAGUUCUUCUUCCCAAUCAAACUUCAUUUUGGGCCCUUUGUUUAUAAUGGCUAGUGCAGUUUGCUGGGCAGUUUGGUUCACCGUCCAGGCGAAGGUAGGUGACAAGUUUCCAGCUCCAUAUACAAGCACAUUGUUGAUGUGCUUUAUGGGUAGCAUUGAGUGUGUUGUCAUUGGCUUGUUUCCAAAUCACAAACCAUCCCAGUGGUCAUUACACUCUCCAGGCAGGCUAAUUGCAGCUCUUUACGCAGGAGUUGUAUGUUCUGCUCUAGCAUUUUCCCUCACCUCAUGGAGUAUUCAAAAGAAAGGAGCACUUUACGUGUCAGUUUUCAGCCCACUGUUGCUGGUCAUUGUGGCUGUUCUCAGUUGGGCUCUGCUUCGUGAGAAAUUGUACAUUGGAACGGCUGUAGGAUCUGUGAUGAUUGUUGGGGGGCUUUACGCUGUUCUGUGGGGGAAAGACAGGGAGAUGAGAUUGAAGAGUGUUGAAGAGAUUGAAGCCUGGAAGGAAUGUGAAAAGCAAGAGAAAGGUGACCUGGAAUUACAGUUGCCUGCAAAUUCCUAAAUCAUGAGAUAAAAGAAACAAAGAAGUAAAGCCAAUUAAGUUUCUCUGUUUCACCAAUUUAUCUACGGAGAAACAUGAAUUUGUUUUUGAUUCAUAAUUAAUUAUGAGGCCUAUGUGGGUGAUUUUUCCUUGAUUACCCGAAUUUAGGAGUAAUUUCUGGAGUUAUUAUCACUAAGCACUAUUUUUUUUUGCUUAAUCAAGAACAUUAAUUAAUUAUCAGUAUUUCCUUA
Molecule: messenger RNA, 1449 nt
Organism: Manihot esculenta (cassava)
Lineage: Eukaryota; Viridiplantae; Streptophyta; Magnoliopsida; Malpighiales; Euphorbiaceae
Product: WAT1-related protein At1g09380
Exons: 7
Coding region: 137-1219 (360 amino acids)
Cellular component (GO): plasma membrane
Molecular function (GO): transmembrane transporter activity
Source: RefSeq, a predicted model, not a curated record